Messenger RNA from Geodia barretti, 987 nucleotides. Lineage: Eukaryota; Metazoa; Porifera; Demospongiae; Tetractinellida; Geodiidae. The record is from the annotation of a GenBank genome assembly.
AUGCUGGACAAAACAGCACUAAUGGAAAUGAUGCGGCGAAUGCUUCGCAUCAGGCACUUUGAAGAGGCGGUCAUCAACCUGGUGGAGCGCGGCGAAAUCGUAGGGGCGGCCCACUCAUACAUCGGCGAGGAAGCCGUGGCCGUCGGCGCCUGCAUGGCCCUGCGGGACGACGACUGGAUGACGGGGAAUCACCGCUCCCACGGACACCCCAUCGCCAAGGGCGGCAACGUAAAGACGGCAAUGGCGGAACUGCUGGGAAAGAAGACCGGUAUCUGCAAGGGCAAGGGCGGAUCGAUGCACCUGGCAGACUUCAGCAUCGGAAUCCUGGGCGAGUCAGGCAUCCUGGGGUCUUCCAUCCCCGUGGCCGUCGGCGCCGCGCUGGGCAGCCGCCUGCAGGGCAACGACCGGGUGGCCGUCUGCUUCUUCGGCGACGGUGCCAGCAACGAGGGCGCGUUCCACGAGUCCAUCAACCUGGCCGCCGUGUGGAAGCUGCCGGUGAUAUUCCUGUGCGAGAACAACCAGUACGCCGUUACCAGCAGCUUUAAGGAGAUGGUCGCGGUGGCUAACAUAUCCGACCGCGCCGCCGCAUACGCCAUCCCCGGGGUGCUGGUGGACGGGCAGGACGCGCUGGCGAUGCACGAGGCGGUAACUGCGGCGGUGGAGAGGGCUCGUUCCGGCCAGGGGCCGACCCUGGUCGAGGGCCGCACCUACCGCUACUACGACCACUCGCUGGGGCUGGGCCGCAUCGUGCGCAACUCCUACCGCGACGACGACGAGGUCGAGCAGUGGAAGCUGCGCGACCCGCUGGACAUUCACCGCGCCAUGCUCAUUGAGCAGGCCAUCGCCACAACAGACGAACUGGACGCAAUGGAAGAGCAGGUCAAGGCCGAAAUCGAAGAGGCCGUAACCUUUGCCCGCGAGAGCCCCUACCCCGACCCCUCCGAGGUCUGGGAGGACAUGUACGCCGAACCCAUCCCGCUGGAGUAG